Vidua chalybeata is the source of this 640-nucleotide messenger RNA. RefSeq names its product scale keratin-like. The transcript is spliced from 2 exons. The coding region runs from base 82 to 474 and encodes 130 amino acids. Gene Ontology annotation, molecular function: structural constituent of cytoskeleton. The record is from RefSeq and is a predicted model, not a curated record. Gene Ontology annotation, cellular component: intermediate filament. Lineage: Eukaryota; Metazoa; Chordata; Aves; Passeriformes; Viduidae.
GCCAGUGCUGGGCAGGGUGGGCAAGGCUGUGUGGCUUUGGCCACUCAAGGCCUUUUUCAGACUCAUCUCUCUCGCUCCAAGAUGUCCUGCUACGACCUGUGCCCCCCCAGGACCAGCACAGACCUGUGCCCGCCCAGAACCAGCGUGGCUGUGCCCCAGCCCAUCGCUGAGAGCUGCAACGAGCUGUGCGCCCGCCAGUGCCCCGACUCCUCUGCCUUCAUCCAGCCACCACCCGUGGUGGUCACCUUCCCCGGGCCCAUCCUCAGCUCCUUCCCCCAGCAGGCCGUGGUGGGCUCCUCCGGAGCACCGGCCUUUGGCGGCUCCCUGGGGCUGGGCGGCCUCUACGGCGCCGGCGCCACCCAGGCCUCGGGGGGCCUCUGCACCUUUGGCAGGGCCUACGCUGCUCCCGCCUGCAGCCCUUGCGCCUGGCCCCGCUACAGCAAGAAGCUCUGGGACACCUGCGGGCCCUGCUAGAGCCACCACCAACUGCCCCAAAGCCCCGCUGCCGCCUCAGCCCAGCAUGGAGAAGCUGAGCUCUGCACAAGCUGCCCUGGUCACCUGCAGCCCGUGACUCCCGGCCUGCCUGGGGCCUGCCCACCCUCUCUCUCCCUGCCUCUCCUGCCUUUCGGUGCUCAAUAAA